GGGACCCCCAAAGUUCAUAGGGAAGCAGAAGCCAACAGAGUGAGAGGGAGGGAGCGAGCGUGAAUUAAUUAAAAAGAGGGAGAGGCGAUCCAGAGGUCAAACGAAGCGGCGGAGAUGGCGGUGAUGGAGAAGCUGAAGAUGUUCGUGGUGCAGGAGCCCGUCGUCGCCGCCUCCUGCCUCAUCGGCGGCAUCGGUCUCUUCCUUCCUGCUGUGGUGAGGCCCAUAUUGGAUUCUAUGGAAACUUCCAAGCAAGUCCCUCAACCUCCUAUAAAUGAUGUGGUUGCGGGGAUGACUGGUAAAAAGCAAGCGUAAGGUUGACCAUCGUGAAGCGCCCUCUCUGUGCUGUAUCUUCAUGGGCAGCCGAAUAAGUGUUUUGUUUCUUCAUUUUGUUGAAUGCUCUCCAUAAAUUUUCUCCAAUUGGAGCAGGAUUUGUAUUGAUGAUACGGUUCAUCUGAAGUUACUAUGAGUCUGUGGAGAUGUAUUAGGAUAAUUGGUAGUGACUGUUCACUGCAGACUUCUUCAUAGUUAUGAACUUCAUGCAAUUUGUGGAAGAAGAUAAAUUGUUCUUGAAGAAUGUUUGCUCAA
Eucalyptus grandis is the source of this 585-nucleotide messenger RNA. RefSeq lists its product as uncharacterized. The transcript has 3 exons. Lineage: Eukaryota; Viridiplantae; Streptophyta; Magnoliopsida; Myrtales; Myrtaceae. The record is from RefSeq and is a predicted model, not a curated record. Bases 115 to 312 code for a protein of 65 amino acids.